AUGUUUCGGAAAAACCCCUCUGGCCGCCCACAUUCUCACACUCACUCUGACGCUCAGUCGGCCUCUGAAGAGGCUGCUGGUGCUCGUGCCUCAUCGCCAUACACGUUGGACCCAGCGAGCCUCAGCGACUGGCUGCGGGCGCACGGGUGGCGCAUGAGCAACCCGCUCCCCGACCCCGCCUUCCGCGAGCAGGACGAGGAGGGGGGGGAGGAGGAGGGCGGGUGGGGCGCUCUCAUGAAGGAAGGAGCAGCAGCAGCAGCAGCUGGCGAUAGUGACAGUGAAGGUGCUGAGGGUGCUGGUGCUGGUGUGGCUGGUGCCGGCACUGGUGGUGCAAGUAGGGGUAACGCUGCUGCUGCUGCUGCUGCGGCUAGUGCGGGCAGGCCCAUUACCGACUCGCUAUCAGCCGACUCGAUACCAGCAGAGGCCAACGCGACUUUCCUGCGCCUGUUACAGCAGCAGGGCGACUACGCGUGCGCCCUGUGGGUGCGCAACGUGUGCUACGCCUUCAACCCCCUCUUCCACUCCGUCCCCGUCGCCAACCACGAGAUUGAAAAGAUCAUGCUGCGAGAACGAAUCACGGACCGCCACGUGGGCGUGUGGUUCUGGAAGGACCCCAGAUACGACCUGUCCCGGUUGAACCUCUCUGAGAACAUCUGCACGGGGAAAUCCGCUCUCCAGCCGCUGAGGAAGGAGCACUUCUCGAGUGCGGACGUGCGGGAUGUGCCGGAGCUGAGUGGGCGCGUGGGGCCGUUUGUGCAUGCCAGUGAUGCUGACCUCUUCUUCCUGCACGGCCGCCCGCCUGCUCACCCCGUCCCUGCCGCUGCUGCUGGCACCAGCAGCAGCAGCAGCAGCGGCGGCGGCGGCGGCAGCAGCAGCAGCAGCAGUGGUUACUCGGGUAGUGCGUUCACCACUAACAACGCCUCAUUCGCCAUCUCAGUCGAGCAACCGGAGGAGUGGCGGGGCGUGGGCGUGGUGUCGCUGCGAGACGGGCACCUGGGUCACUUCGUGGAGUUCAUUGGUGCCAUGACUGAACUCGCCUCACACCUGCCCACUGGCAAGAGGGACACGGACGUGCCAGGCACGCAAGUGGCAGCGGGAGGCAAGGAUUCUCCAGGCAGGGAGGUGGCAUCUGGGGGAGGGACGGCUGCUGAUGCUGCUGCUGCUGCUGGUGGUGACAGUGCUGGUAGUGCUGGUGCUGGUGCUGGCGCUGGUGAUGCUGAUGGUGUCAGUGGUGGUGCGGCUGCUGCUGCUGGUGGGGAUGGUGGAAAGGAGGGGGGCAGGGUUGACGUGCAGCCGGUGCUCUUCUUUCCAAGUGGUGCGGGAAUAUCAAGGUGGGUAGCGGCAGCUGGCGCGGUUGCCAUGCGUGGCCCUCAAGCCAUGCGGGAUUACCAAGGCAUGAGAGUCCCCCAAGCCAUGCGGGAGCAUCAAGGCACGAAAGACCACGCGGGCAUGCGAGGGCUCAAGGGCACGAGACAGCAGAUCAAGAAGGGUGAAGUAGACACAGCAGGGGAAUCCGGGGCGGCACUGGCGGCAGGGGGAGAAGCAGUGACAUCAGCAGGAGGAACACCAGUGGCAGCAGAGUCAACACCAGCAGUGGAGGCAGGGCGAGUGUGGACGCACACGACGUGCUUCCAGGACGCCUUCUUCCCGCUCUCCAUCGCCCACGCGCCCUCCUCUGCUGACCUCUUCCGCCUCUGGGUGGCCCAGGGCGCCGGGCUUGGCAAGACCCUUAAAGCCCAGCAGGCCGAUCCGCGGGUUUGGACGGAUGAGAUUGAACGGGUGGGGGGGAGUGGCGGGGGGAGAGGGGAGCGUGGGGUAGGGGGUGAGAGAGGGGGGAGAGGACGGGGAGGGGGGUUGAGGAGGGGUAGUGUGAAGGAUGGAGGGCGGAAGGGGGUGGAGAAGGGGGUGGAAAAGGGGGAUGUGGGUGAGAAGAAUGGAGAGAGAAAGGGGGGAGGGAAAGGAGGGAGAGGCAGUGGGGAAGGUGAGAAGAAAAUUGAUAAGAAAGGGAGGAGCAGUGGGGAGGAUAAGAAAGAUGAGGAAAAAGGGAAGAAGAAUGGGGGAAGUGAGAAGAAAGUUGAGAAGGGAGGGAGGAGCAGUGAGGGAAGUGAGAAGAAUGCAAAUGCAAGUGUGAGUGGUGGGGAGAGGAGAAAAGGAACAGAUAAACACAGUGAAAGGGAUAAGGGAGGCGGAAAUGGUGGGAAUGGGGGGAAUGGGGGGAAAAGGAGGAAUGAGAGAGAGGAUGGUAAGGAGGAGAAAGCAGGAGAGAAAGGGGGGGAUUGGAAAAUAAGUCGUCCUGGCAAGGGAGGGGAGAAAAAGGGGGUAAUUUCACAUGUUUCAGGUGCUUCAGUUGUUUCAACUGCUUCAGGUGUCAGAAGAGCCGCGACGGGCAGAGGAAGCAUGAAGUCCCACUCAAGCAGACACCUGCUGCAGCUGCAGUUGAGGAAGGGAGACCUCCCCGUGAGACACCUUAAAGCCGAGGGAACAACAAAUGUGAGCAGCAGAGAGCGGCAGCAACAGCAGCGGCGGCAGCUGGGGCAUGGAGAGAGUGGGAGGCGGGCUGCAGGGAGGAGGGUGGCAUGGCAGAUAACAGUGGUGGAGCGCAAGGGCAUGCGCACCAUCAGCAACUUCCGCCCCAUGGUUGGGCUACUCAGGGCCGUCUUUCCCCACCUGCCUGUCAAGGUCGUCUCGCUGGAGGCCAUGCCGUUCGCCGCCCAGGUGCGGGCGAUGCAUCGGACGGCGUUGCUUGUCUCGAUGCACGGGGCGUCCAUGGCCAACGUGGUGCUGCUGCAGAAAGGGGCGGCGGCACUUGAGAUCAUGCCAUAUAUGUGGCACUAUGGCGCGUACAAGCGGUGGGUGGUGGUGGGGGGGGAUGGAGUGGGGGGGUAUCGUGGGGUCAUCGCACUGCGGUGGGGAGUGCACUACUUCAUGUGGCGCAACGAGCAUCGCAACCUCUCCACCUACACCGACAACUGCCUCGACGCCAACGGCUUCAGCCAAUGGCAGCCCGCCAAGUGUCACACGGUCACGGCCUGCAGGGCGUGCAUUCGAGAUCAGGUGGUAACAGAGGUGCACCUGGGGGAGCUAAGAUCUGCUCUGCUGGCUGCCAAGGAGGUGGUUGACCAAUGGGAGCUUAGAAGGGGAAGAUCCUUUGUAGAGCUAUCUGAUGACUUGACUGCAGAUGGGUAG
Closterium sp. Naga37s-1 is the source of this 3186-nucleotide messenger RNA. The record is from the annotation of a GenBank genome assembly. NCBI's taxonomy places the organism in Eukaryota, Viridiplantae, Streptophyta, Zygnematophyceae, Desmidiales, Closteriaceae.